This is a messenger RNA of Arctia plantaginis, 387 nucleotides long. The record is from the annotation of a GenBank genome assembly. NCBI's taxonomy places the organism in Eukaryota, Metazoa, Arthropoda, Insecta, Lepidoptera, Erebidae.
AUGUUUGAAGGCAGUGUUCCGACAUACGUGGAUUCAGAUAGUGACAAAAACUUUUGGGACUAUUUUAAUAUGGAAGUCUCCAACAGUGAGGUGAAUGUGACAGAUAUAGCUAACGUUGUUCCCGCUCCUGAACAAGGGUUUGUGAUAGGGGUGUAUAGUGCGUUACUCGCGACUGGAGCUCUAGGCAAUAUCGGUGUGUUUACGUCACUCAUGCGCUCGCGCAGAAGAAAGUCGAGAGUGAAUUUGCUGAUGACUCAUCUGGUGCUUGCGGAUAUGAUCGUCACCUUUAUUGUUAUACCUUUAGAGGUUCGUUCGUUUGUUAAUUCAUACCCUGUUAUUAUUAUUAUCUUAAAAAUAUUUUCAGGAUCAAAAAUAGAUGACAAUUAA